AUGCCGUCGCGGCGGCGCCGACGCGGCGACCUCGCCGUCGCGGCUGCGCUGCUGGCGACGGUGGCGCUGGCGGCCGUCGGAGCGGCCGGGGCCGACGGCGGCGCGGAGUUCGAUUACCGGAAGCUCUCGGGGAUAAUCAUCCCGGGGUUCGCGUCCACGCAGCUGCGCGCGUGGUCGGUCCUCGAUUGCCCCUACUCGCCCUUCGACUUCAACCCCCUCGACUCCGUCUGGCUCGACACCGCCAAGCUUUUAUCCGCGGUAAAUUGCUGGCUUAAAUGCAUGCUGCUUGAACCCUAUAAUCAGACAGACCAUCCGGAAUGCAAGUCAAGGCCUGAUAGUGGUCUUUCUGCAAUUACAGAGUUGGACCCUGGUUAUAUAACAGGUCCUCUCUCUUCAGUAUGGAAAGAAUGGGUCAAAUGGUGUGUAGAGUUUGGCAUUGAAGCUAAUGCAAUUAUCGCUGUUCCGUAUGAUUGGAGACUGCCCCCAUCAAUGCUUGAGGAGCGAGAUCUGUAUUUUCACAAAUUAAAGUUAACUUUUGAAAUUGCUUUGAAACUCCGAGGAGGGCCAUCUUUGGUAUUUGCUCAUUCGAUGGGAAAUAAUGUGUUUCGCUACUUUUUGGAAUGGUUGAAACUGGAAAUUGCUCCCAAGCACUAUAUCCAGUGGCUUGAUGAACAUAUACAUGCAUACUUUGCAGUUGGCGCUCCUCUUCUUGGAUCUACUGAAGCAGUUAGAGGUGCUCUUUCUGGAACAACUUUUGGUCUUCCAGUCAGUGAGGGCACAGCACGAUUGAUGUUUAAUGCAUUUGGUUCUUCUCUAUGGCUUAUGCCAUUCUCAAAACACUGCAAAGCUGAUAAUAUCUACUGGAAGCAUUUUUUUGAGGGAAAGGGAGGUUGUCCUCACAGACAACAAUGUGAUGAAGCCGAAUAUAUUUCAGACUAUGCCGGAUGGCCCACAGACCUUGUUAAUAUCGAGGUUCCUUCAGUUCGAGAUAUGGGGGCAUACCCAUCCAUCACGGAUAUAACCGAGAACAUAACAUCCAGUAUGGAGUGUGGAAAGCCAACUGUCCUGUCAUUUUCUGCCAGAGAAGUGUCAGAUGGUACUUUGUUCAGAACAAUAGAGGAUUAUGACCCUCAGAGCAAGGCACUUGUUUAUCAGCUUGAGAAGUAUUAUCAGGGUGAUCCAGUUCUGAACCCUCAUACACCCUGGGAGAGACCCCCAAUAAAGAACGUAUUUUGCAUUUACGGUAUUGAUUCAAAGACUGAGGUAGGAUAUUACUUUGCACCAAGUGGCAAACCAUAUCCAGACAACUGGAUAAUAACUGAUAUUAUUUAUGAGUUUGAAGGUUCCCUACUUUCAAGAUCAGGUAAUUCUGUUUCGGGAAAGCCUAACAAUUCCAGUGGUGAUGGAACAGUAUCCUACAACUCCCUCUCAUGGUGCAAGAACUGGCUUGGAGCAAAAGUGAACAUAACGAGGGCUCCACAGGCAGAACAUGAUGGAUCUGAUCUGCAAACAGCCAUGAAUAUCGAUCACCAUCAUGGCCAGGACAUACUACCAAACAUGACAAGGGCUCCGCAUGUGAAGUACAUAACCUACUAUGAGGAUGCUGAAAGUCUUCCGGGAUGGAGAACAGCAGUUUGGGAGCUUGAUAAAGCAAAUCACAGGAAUAUUGUUAGGACGCCAGUACUAAUGCGUGAGUUAUGGCUCGAAAUGUGGCACGACAUGCAUCCCGAUUCAAAAUCAAAAUUCGUGACGAAAGCUUUCCGAGGUCCGCUAAGAAACGAAGACUGCCACUGGGACUAUGGAAAGGCUCGAUGUGGCUUUCCAGAACACUGUGAAUACAGAUGCCGUGAGCUGAAUAAUAUUGUGGUUGCUCGUAUGGGAAUGAUAUUUGAUUUCCCAUUUUGA
Miscanthus lutarioriparius is the source of this 1905-nucleotide messenger RNA. Lineage: Eukaryota; Viridiplantae; Streptophyta; Magnoliopsida; Poales; Poaceae. The record is from the annotation of a GenBank genome assembly.